This is a messenger RNA of Thermothelomyces thermophilus ATCC 42464, 1769 nucleotides long. RefSeq lists its product as uncharacterized. The transcript is spliced from 3 exons. Bases 76 to 1407 code for a protein of 443 amino acids. Gene Ontology annotation, molecular function: GTP binding; translation elongation factor activity; GTPase activity. Gene Ontology annotation, cellular component: mitochondrion. Lineage: Eukaryota; Fungi; Ascomycota; Sordariomycetes; Sordariales; Chaetomiaceae. The record is from RefSeq and is a predicted model, not a curated record. Gene Ontology annotation, biological process: mitochondrial translational elongation.
GCAGCUUGUUGACUGUCGAUUCCACUACAUCUCCGCUCCUUUCUCUCCCCGGUGUUUUUGCGAGCGAUUCCCAAGAUGCCUGCCUCGUUGCGGACCUUCACCCCGCUUCUGCGGGCGGCGCGCCUCUCUCUCCGACAGUCCCAGAGCCCUCUGGUCUCGCUGCAGCGCGAAUCCAGGACACCGGUGCUCAACUUUGCCCGCGCCUACGCCGUCUACGAGCGCACCAAGCCUCACGUCAACAUCGGCACAAUUGGCCACGUCGAUCACGGAAAGACGACCCUGUCCGCCGCUAUCACCAAGAGGCAAGCCGAGAAGGGCCUGGCGAACUACCUCGACUAUGGCUCAAUCGACAAGGCUCCCGAGGAGCGGAAGCGUGGUAUCACCAUCUCGACCUCCCACAUCGAGUACUCGACCGAGAAGAGGCACUACUCGCACGUCGACUGCCCGGGUCACGCUGAUUACAUCAAGAACAUGAUCACCGGUGCCGCCUCCAUGGACGGCGCCAUCAUUGUCGUCGCCGCCUCGGACGGUCAGAUGCCGCAGACCCGUGAACACUUGCUGCUCGCCCGCCAGGUCGGUGUCCAGAAGAUCGUUGUCUUCGUCAACAAGGUCGACGCUAUCGAGGACGCCGAGAUGCUGGAGCUUGUCGAGAUGGAGAUGCGCGAGCUUCUCAAUUCCUACGGCUUCGACGGCGAGAACACCCCCGUCGUUCUCGGCUCCGCCCUCUGCGCCCUCGAGGGCAAGCGCCCUGAAAUUGGCGAGCAGAAGAUCGACGAGCUCAUGAACGCCGUCGACGAGUGGAUCCCCACCCCCGAGCGUGACACCGAAAAGCCCUUCCUUCUCUCCAUCGAGGAUGUCUUCUCCAUUGGUGGGCGUGGUACCGUCGUCUCGGGCCGUGUGGAGCGUGGUGUCCUGAAGAGGGAUGCUGAUGUCGAGAUCAUCGGCAAGGGCACCGAGGUCAUCAAGACCAAGGUCACCGACAUUGAGACCUUUAAGAAGUCUUGCGACGAGUCGCGUGCUGGUGACAACUCCGGCCUCCUCCUCCGUGGCGUCCGCCGCGAGGACAUCAAGCGCGGCAUGGUUGUCGCCGCGCCCGGCACCGUCACUGCUCACAAGAAGUUCCUUCUCUCGCUCUACGCGCUCACCAAGGAGGAAGGCGGUCGCCAUACCGGCUUCCACCAGAACUAUCGCCCCCAGAUGUUCAUCCGCUCCGCCGAUGAGGCUUGCACCCUCACCUUCCCUGAGGGCACCGAGGAUCCCGAUUCAAAGAUGGUCAUGCCCGGUGACAAUGUCGAGAUGGUGGCCGAGAUCCACAAGCCCAUCGCUCUCGAGGCCGGUAUGCGCGUCACCAUCCGCGAGGGUGGCCGCACCGUUGCCACUGGUCUCAUCACCCGCAUUAUCGAGUAAAGCCUUCGACCGGCCUGCUACGGUAACGGCAGUCAAUGUACGAUUGUGAUGUCGCUGGGGGGGGAGUGAAAAUUGCACAAGGAUGGAUAGGCAUUUACAGGCGAGUACGAUAACCUACCGGGUUCUGGGUUCAUUGUUCCAUGGGGCUGUGGGCGGGCUUGCGCUUGCGGGGUCAAGAACUCGCUACUGUACAAAAACCUAGUUAUGAUGUAUUUUUAUUUUUUGAGGCGCCAAUCCUGGGAGCCGCCCGCGUGGGUUGACUUCAGUGGGGGCUCGCUGAUCUCCCCUCCCCUUCUAGCGUUGUCUUAUUCUUGUAAGUAUAGAGAUCUAUAAGGCAAUAAUGAAGGUCGAUGAUGAUAAAA